CUUCGAGGCAGCGUCUAGUGCCCAGGUGCUGCAUCGGACGAGCCGUAGACCUUGUUUUUCGUCCAAAAGAGCUGUUGGAACGAAGGCGAGGCGGUGCCGCGGCGGAGGUGAAGCAGCUCGUCGAGUAGAGCAUCCCCCGACCCCUCUACCCCCCUUGAUCUGAAGCGACACUCCCUUCCACCUUCGGCAUUUGCCCAUCCAUCGAGCUGAGACGACGGGAGACCGACCCGGCGCUGUCAGCGGCAGUCUGACCGACACACCCCUCGAGCUCCCUGUCUUGGCAUCGUCGACGCGGCGCCGCGGAGGCAGCAAGCCGUCGGCGCCAUGAUGAUCGAUCCAACCCCGACAACGCAUGCGUGGUCAGCGGGUCGGCCGAGAGGACCAUCCCAGGUGGUCAAUGGAGUCGGAGGCCAGCCAUCCCCCCCUGCCAGCGGUGCGCCAGAGGCCCAGGGAGACUUCCCCGCUCUCUCCGGCUCCCCCGCCUCACCCGAUGCAUCCGACCGCAUCGAGCGGCUCAACUCACAGGGCAGCGCGUGGAGCCGCGGGCCGUCGUUUCUCCACCACGGCAACGGCGAGGGCGAGGAGGGCGGCGGUGGUGGUGAGCGUGCGGGCCAGGGCGUCGUCUCCUACUCGCGCAGUGAGCUGUACGAGUUGAUUUGCUGCGUUGACCGAGACGAGGAGGGCCGGCUGCCGCACCACGACCAAAUCAGCUGCGAGAUCCACCGGCCGGAGGGUCUCCGACACCCCAAGGACGCGGGAUUCCUGUACCAGUACACGGCUCCCAAAGACCGCGACAGAGACGGUGAGGAAGGGGGAUGGAUGACACACCGCAAAGCACCACAAAAUGACUCACUCUCAUGUGUGUGUCCAUCUGUCUCACUCUGUCUGUCUGUCUGUGUCUGUCUGUGCGUGUGUGUGUGUGUGUGUAUGUGUGUGGUCUUUCAGACUACCGCGGUCCAGGUCCCCGUCGUGAGCGCAUAGAGUACGAUGAGGGCGAACACCACGAGGAGCACGAAGGCAUGGACGAGGACCACCGGGCGCCCAAGGAGGGCUCGCCCCCAUUCGGACCCCACUAUCGAGGCGGCAUGGACAGAGACAGAGACCUCAGGCCAAGGUACACACACACACACAGAGAGAGAGAGAGAGAGAGGGAGGAGAGAGAGAUAGACUAGACGUGCUCAGUGCGCCUAUCUAUGGGUUGUGUCUGUCUGUGUGCAUAUAUCAGGGGUCCUCCACGUCGUGAGGCCAGCGGUGAGGAGGAGGACCGCAACCGUGACCGCCUGCGCAGCCGCCCAUACGAGCGAGACCGAGACCGAGACCGCCGACCGCUGGGCCCGCCGGGCAUGGCUACCGGCGAGGGGACCGAGGAGCGGAGAUGGAACUGGCGACAAGAAAGAGGGUCAGUGAGUUAGGUGGUCACACUCACACACCAUCACACACCAUACACCACACACACCCGAGGUGAUUGACGCGUGUUUCUCCGUCCCUGUCUGUUGUCUGACAAUUGUCAGUCGUGACGGCCCCGUCCCGCCCGGCAUGUUCCACCGAGACCGUGACCGCCCGAUGCGCGAUUUUCGAGACCGGGAGCCCCGCGACAGGGAGGGGUACGAGCCUCGCGAGCGGCGCAUGCGUGACGACCGUGACUGGGGCCGUGUUCGGGCCGACGACCGAGAGGAGGGCCGGUACAGAGACGAAGACGAGAGGGACCGGGACGAGGAGGACCGCCAGCCGCGAUUCGGUGGCCGCCCGCGAGACAGAGACCGGGAGCGGGAACGGGACAACGAAGAGGAGCCUGAGCGGUGAGGCAGACAACACACAUAGACACAAAGGGAGGGAGGGAGGGACGGACUCAUCCAAUCCACGCCUGCAUCUUAUCUUCCGUCCCUGUUGUGUUGGGUUAUCUUAUGGUAUGUAUGUUGUCUUGUUUGUGUCAGUUGGAAGAUGCUUCGUGUCGGUCUUCGCGAGCGAGAGCAACGCGAGCGCGACCAAGGCCGCGACCGGGACCGGGACCGCAGAGACGCCGGCAGGGACCGACGCGACAUGGACAUCGAGAAGGAGCAGGCCCCAGCCCCACCCGACACCCGACAGCAGCAAGGCAAGGAGAGCCCCUCGGCGGCAGCAGCAGCAGCAGUAGCAGCCGGCCGUGCUGAGAGCCCGACAGGUGCUGAGGGCACCCCGAAGGACGACAAGAAGGCCAUCGGAGGUGUGUUGGGUCUGGGGCUCAAGAAGCCCGACAUUGGCACGGGCUCGUUCCGCCCCGGCGGCCUGUCGUGGAAGGAUCGCAGCGAGAGUUCGGACAAGUUGGGCAAGGAGGAGCCGCCCGGUCGUGUGCGUGAGGGCAGCGGCGAGGGCCCUGAGGUUGGCCCGACUGGCGAGGAUGUGGCCGUGGUCAUGGACGAGAAGGAAGAGGCGGCUGAGGGACAGUACUGGGAGGACGAUGAUGAGCAGGUGCGUGCGUGACAGAUAGAGCAACCUGUGCGUCCGUCCACCUGGGCUAUCUGACACACUUGUGUGGUGUGUUGUCAUGUCGGUCAGUUCAUGCCCCUCACCCGCUCAUUGAUGGCUCGCCAGCAGCGUCAAGAGGAGGAGUCCCCGCAGCCUACCAAGCCCGAGCCGCCCCCCAUCCCACCGGCACCCGAGCAGCCUCCACCAGCAAUGCCCGAGAGAGAGGCACUACCAGCCGUCUCUCCCCUCUCCCACACGGACAUGGCGUACCAGCCGUCACCCGUGUCGCCCAUCAAGCAGCUUUCGCCCAUUCCCCCGGCACCCAUUGGCCCACCACCCCCUCCCAAGGCUCCAGAGGCCCCCGCCCUGCCGGCGGCCGAGGCAGACACCAGCGCGCCAGCUGCCACCAGAGUGUCUCGUGUGCAGUCCUCCGUCACCCAGGCCCAGGCAGGGCCGGCAGCAGCGGCUGGUGGCCCAGGCAGGCCCAAGCAGAACAAGUCCCUGUCGCUGCUCGAGCGCAUCGGAAUCAGCACGCUCGGCGGGGACGAGUCUGAGGAGGACGACGAGCGAAGCCCCGUGCAGCGUGAUUUCCGCGCCGCUGACCAGGGCGGCGUGGCACCACAACUGGAGCAGCAGCAGCAGCCGAGUGGACAGGAGGGCUUCGGCCCCUUCGCUCCCCAGCCGAGCCUGUUUGGCGGUGCCAUGGCGAUGGGAACAGUGCCCACAAUGGGCGACGGCUCGCGCGAUUUCCGCUACGACGGGGCUGUUGGGGUGGUGCCGGCGAGUGUGAGCGCCCCGAUGGCGCCAGCGGGUCCGGUGCCGAACGACCAGGGGCAGGGGCGGAUGCUCCUGAGUCUGAUCAAUGGAUCCACCAACAUGCCUGAUGCAAGUAAGCUAAACACGAGACGGUGCAGUGCAGCCAUCCAUCAUUAUGUCCGUCUCUCUGUCUGUCUGGUUGUGUGUUUGUGUGUUAGCAUUCAUCAACCGUCCAGGCCCAUUUGCCGGAGGCCUCAGCCGUGACGUGACGGGCGGCUCCUUCGCCUCGGCCAGCAGCCAGCCUGAAGAUAUGGGCCCCCGGGAUCGUGCUGCAGCUGCUGCUGCGGCCGCCCGCCCCCCUCCCCAGCAAGACACCUUUUUUGGUCCGAUGCCUAGCGACACCAUGCCGCUGCAGCAAGGCCCCAUGUCGAUGAUGGCCGCACAGGGCAUGGGCGUGCCUCAGGCUUUCCCACCGGAGCCCUCGAUGGAAGUGCUCAACUCGUGGCCGCCCCUGCGGUAUGACAACAUGCCGUCGCAGUCGCCGGUGACGGUGCGGGUGGUGCGGCGCGGGUCUCGCCACGUGGUGGGCCAGGUGGAGCAGCCGUACUCGAUGGAGGCCGGCGUGUGGUACUACAUCGACCUGCAGGCCCAGGUGCAGGGGCCCUUCAACAGCCAGCAGCUGCACCAGUGGAGCAACUACUUCAAGGACGACAACCUCUUCCACCUGAUGUGCAACCUCGGGCAGCACCCGCAGCCCUGCCCGCCACACCAGCAGCCCCUCUACGGACACGGCUUCUACCCCAAAGUCCUCUUCUUCGCCAAGAACGACCCCCGCGGCCCGGCAUUCACCUUCCCCGUCUCCAACAUCCCCCUCAGCAUCGUCAACUGCCCCGGUGUGAGGGCGCCACCCACCCUGCCCGGACCAGAGGUCAUCCACAUGGCGCCGCAGCGUCAGAUGGGCGCCGGGGGCUUCCAGCACGGCCAGGGGGCGGGGGGAGGAGGCUUUUGGCCUCCCGCACAGGGCGGCAUGGGGCACCAUCACGUCGACGAUCACGGAAACGGGCCUUACAACGCCGCCAGUACUGCGAUCGACGCCGGGAGCGACCGACAGCUGUCGCAGCCGAUGGAGCCUGUGGCUCGAGAGGUCUCGCUGCCGUCUGCAGCAUCCCCCCCUCAGCCGACGGCCACUGAUGAAGACGGUUUUUGGAGUGUGGAGCCAGCUGCCCCCGACGGCAGCCAGAAGGACGGGGGCAUCGGUGUUGGUGCUGUGGUUGAGCACAGUCAGGAGUCGCCUGUGGUGGGCGGCGAGGUCAUGGACGAGGCUGCCGGCAAGGGCGGGGAGGCAUCGGCCAAAGCUGCGCGAGCGAGACGUCGCGGAGGCAGGGUAAGAAUCGAGACCUCACACACACACACACGACCAACACACCUCUCUUGUCCCGUCCCAUGUAUCUGUGUGCCAGGGCCGCAAGGGCAGCAGCGGUGAGUUCGAAGAGACGCCCCCGGACGCCUCCACCCCGGUCGAGGAGCCAUCCCCGCAGGCCGACGAGGACUUCCACGAGGUGGUGCGCAAGGGACGCGCCAAAGCCAAACCCAAGGCAGCCGGCAAGAAGUCGCCCACAGGCACCGGUGCGGGCAGUGGCGAGAUGGUCGACUCUCUGUCCAAGGGCACCACGCCCGUGGGCGCCACCAACAACCGCGAGGCCUCCAGCCACCUCAAGUCGAUCCUCGGCGUGGGCAACGACGGCACGGGGCAGCCACCGGCCAGCAUGAUACCGCAGUAUCCGCUGAGACCAUCAAACACGCCGAAAGGAGCGGUGAGUGAGCUGAGCCCUCAUUCCUCUCAAACACCUUCCCACUCUGAAUGCAAUGCUCCACCCUCCCUCUCUGUGUGUGUCUCACUCAGGACGCCACUCAGCGAAAAGUUUACGUGGAGCACCGUCGCCAGAACGACUCCUCUGGCGGCAGUGGCAGUGGCGGGUAUGCGGCCCUGCCGGUGUCGACAGGCGCGGGUUCGAUGCAUGGGAUCCUGGAGGAGCAGGAGCGCGAGAGGCAGCGCCGUGUGCGUGAGGAGGAGGACCGGCGGGAGGUGCUGCGGCUGCAGAGGGAGGAGCGGGAACAGCUGCAGCGGAUGCAGGGACCAAACUCGUAUGCCUCCACUGUGGUGAGGGAGUGAGGGAGGGAGGGAGGGAGGGAGACACACACAGACAUGUGUCUGAGAGAGUGUCAUGUGUGUGCGUGUGCAGGGCGGGAAUGUCUAUGGCAUGUAUCGUCCGCAGGGAUUCAGUGCAGUUGAGGACACCGUAAGCGACGCUUCACUCACACACGAGGGAGGGAGGCCAUCCAUGCAUUGCGUGCAGGCCUGUACUGCAUCCGCCUUGUCUUGUCUGUCUGCGAUCGUUCAGGAUUUCCCGACGCUGGGCAGCGCUGCAGGCGAUGACAAGUUCACCCCCAGCAAGCAGCAGCAACAGCAGCAGAAGAAGAAGGGCAAGCAGAAGUUCACCAAAGUCGACAACAAAGACUUCUUCGGCGGCACCAAUGUCGCUGCCAGUGGUGCAACCAACGCCAACCCUUCAUCAGCCCAAGACACCAAUGCAGCAAACGUAAGAGCAGAGCACUCACACACACAUACAUAUACACAUGACUGACUGACGCCCCAAACGGCAAACGUCUCUCAUCUCAUCUGUGUGUCCGUGUCGUGUUGUGUGUCUGUCAGGAUGCCUCUGGUGUGUGGGAUCGCCGCCCCAUGAUGGGCGGCAAGGGGCCCUCAAUCGACACUCACGACGAGAUCGACACGGCACGCGGCGAUUCCCACAACCCCAAGGCCAACGACGACGGCGGCGAGGGCUUCUGGGACACCGCCGACGCCCAACACGACUCCAGCAUGUGGGACAACGAGCCACCCACGACCGGCAGAGCCCCCCACUCCCGCCACCCCCAACACAACGGGGCAUCCAAGGGCGUGUGGGACGACCCCCACCCGACAUCUGCAGCUGUGGCGGCCGCACCCGCAUCGACCGUGGAGAGCGGCCCCUUCCCUUCCCUCUCCCUGACUCCCAAGGCCACACCGCAGCAGAACUCCAUCAAUCCCAACAACACACGCGUCUCGCCAGGCAGCGGCGGCGGGAUUGGCCGCGGCAAGCGCCAGAGCAGUGGCAGCGGCCCCUGGGAAAAGGCCAAUACCGGUGCAACGGGUGGUCCCAAAGGUGCGGCAGAGUUCCCGACCCUGGGUGGCGCUCAGACGCCUGGGUCUGACGGUGGGGAGGUGGACAGGGCCGAGGGGCGACAGAAGAAAAAGAAGGGUCGCGGCGAGGAGCCCGGGGCAGCAGCAGCAGCUGCUGCUGCUGGUGGUAGCGGUGGCGGUGGGAUUCCUGCGCCCAUUGUGGACAUCCCCAGCGAGAUUCCGAAACGUGAGGAGAGAGAGGGAGGAGUGGACGGAGCAUCUCAGUGAGUGCUGCAUCGGUCAUCGUUGUGUGGGUGUCUGUCUGUUCAGCGGUGUGUGACGUGAUUCAUCGCUACCACCUCAGCGACACGUUCAUGACCCCGGAGAUCCUCAACUACGUCAGCUCGAUGGUCAGCGACCCGCGAGACCCACAGAUCAAAUCAAUGCUCGCACGUACACACACAGACAGAUGGCCGGUUUGUCCGUCUGUCUGUAUGUGUGUGCAGAGCAUCAGCGACCUGGAGGACUUCAUCGACAGCAACCUCACGACCAGCCUGCCCCUGGAGAAGUCCAAGGAGAUCGCCAGAGCCCUCAACGGCGCACUAAAGCAAUCUCACCUGCAACACAACAAUGGUACGCACUCCACGCAUCCAUCACACCAACACACCACCAGCAUCGGGCACACACACGCACAUCGUGCCGUCAUGUCUCCCUCUUCGUACUGCAGACAUCCCCUCCGGCCCUUCCACUGAGUCCUUCCCGGACCAGCAGCCGUCCCCCCCUCCAUCGGCCACCCCUCCGUCAGGCACCAACAAUCCCUCUGGUGGCGGCACCAGCCGUGGCGGCCGUCGUCGCAAGGGCAGCAAGGGCCAGAAGGUGGACCCCUCCAUGAUGGGAUUCAUCACCAAACCGCCGCCACGAGUGACCGACGACUGACUGACUGACAAGGGGAGGAAUGGACGAGCUGUUGCGGGGCGGCGCAGUUGGAGCGGUCGGUCGGCCGAUCGAUCGGUCCAUCCGCCACUCACUGACUGAUCUGUAGUGUACGAUAGGAG
Molecule: messenger RNA, 7416 nt
Organism: Vitrella brassicaformis
Lineage: Eukaryota; Vitrellaceae
Source: the annotation of a GenBank genome assembly